This is a messenger RNA of Peromyscus maniculatus bairdii (prairie deer mouse), 1369 nucleotides long. RefSeq lists its product as uncharacterized. Gene Ontology annotation, biological process: regulation of transcription by RNA polymerase II. The record is from RefSeq and is a predicted model, not a curated record. Gene Ontology annotation, molecular function: DNA-binding transcription factor activity; RNA polymerase II cis-regulatory region sequence-specific DNA binding. Lineage: Eukaryota; Metazoa; Chordata; Mammalia; Rodentia; Cricetidae.
AGCUCAUGUGCUGAGGAAAUCCGAAGCUGGCCCGUGUGCUGUUCCAUGGGGUCUGGGAUCUGCUGUGUCUAGAGCGCUCCGCAGCCCCCACACGGAGAUCGGAGAUCGAGGAGCUUCUGUUCCCAGACGGGAGGAGUGGCCGGCCAUGACUUCAGUGACCUAUGAUGAUGUGCAUAUCGACUUCACUUGGGAGGAGUGGACUCUGUUGGAUCACUCCCAGAAGAAUCUCUACAAAGAUGUGAUGCAAGAGACAUACAGGAACCUCACUGCUAUAGGCUACAGUUGGGAAGACCAUAAUAUUGAAGAACAUUGUCAAUGUUCUGGAAGACAUGGAAGGUACAAAAAAUGUCAUAGAGGAGAGAAACCCUCCAAAUAUUCUCAUUGUGCAAAACCAUCUUCAUAUCACAGUCAUCUUCAGAAGAAUGAAAGUAUUCAUAAUGGAGAGAAACCCUAUAUUUGUAUUCAGUAUGGUGAAGGCUUUGCACACAACACUAGUCUCAGAAUAUGUAAAGGAAAACAUAUUGGAAAGAAAACCAAUGAAAGUAAUCAGUGCAAUAAUGCCUUCACCAGUGAUGGUCAUCUUCGAAUACAUAAAAGAACACAUACUGGAGAGAAACCAUAUAAAUGUAAUCAAUGUGGUGAAGUGAGUACAUGUCUCAUUAGUCUUCAAAGACAUGAAGGAACACAUAAUGGAGAGAAACCCUAUGAAUGUAAUAGAUGUUAUAAAGCCUUUGAAUAUGCCAAUAAUCUGCAAGUACAAGAGAGAACACAUAACAGAGAGAAGCCCUACAAGUGUGAUCAAUGUGAUAAAGACUUUUCAAUACAGAUUACACUUCAAAUACAUAAAAGAAUACAUGCUGGGGAGAAACCCUACAAAUGUAAUCAAUGUGGUAAAGCCUUUUUACUAGGUACUUUUCUCCAAAGGCAUGAAAGAACACAUACUGUAGAGAAACCCUACAAAUGUAAUCAAUGUGAUAAAGCAUUUUCACGUGUCUGCCAUCUCCAAAGACAUAAAAGAACACAUACUGGAGAGAAACCCUAUAAAUGUAAUCAAUGUGGUAAAGGUUUUUUACAAAACUUUAAUCUCCAAGUACAUAAAAGAACACAUUCUGGAGAAAAACCCUACAAAUGUAAUCAAUGUGAUAAAGCGUUUUCACGAGUCAGUCAUCUCCAAAUACAUAAAAGAACACAUACUGGAGAGAAACCCUACAAAUGCAAUCAAUGUGAUAAAGCGUUUUCACGAGUCAGUGUUCUCCAAAAACAUAAAAGAACACAUACUAGAGAGAAACCCUACAAAUGCAAUCAAUGUGAUAAAGCCUUUUUACAACACAAUAGUCUCCAAAUACAUGAAAGAACACAUUCUAGAGAG